Messenger RNA from Aptenodytes forsteri (emperor penguin), 1403 nucleotides. It is a transcript of the gene TMEM184B, whose product is annotated as transmembrane protein 184B. The transcript has 10 exons. NCBI's taxonomy places the organism in Eukaryota, Metazoa, Chordata, Aves, Sphenisciformes, Spheniscidae. The record is from RefSeq and is a predicted model, not a curated record. Bases 123 to 1379 code for a protein of 418 amino acids. Gene Ontology annotation, biological process: transport. Gene Ontology annotation, molecular function: transporter activity.
CCCAGAUUUGUAUUUUUUCUGUUCCCCCUGUGGAAGAAAGCAGAAAUGAGGUGGAAUGUGGCGUCUUGGCUCGUGGGAAACUCUUUAGCAAUCCCAACUGGAACCUCACACCAAAAGAAACCAUGAUAGUGAUGACUGAUAUCACUGCAGCCCCCAGAUUGGGGUCAACUGCCACCACUCCAGCUGUGGCUCCCAACUUCUCCUGGAUGCCGGACGAUGGCAGCCCUCCGGCUGUGGAGCAGCCAAUAUUCCUCAUGACCACCGCUGCUCAGGCCAUCUCAGGUUUCUUUGUAUGGACAGCUUUGCUCAUCACCUGCCAUCAGAUCUACAUGCAUCUUCGCUGCUAUAGCUGCCCAAAUGAACAGCGCUACAUUGUUCGGAUCCUCUUCAUUGUGCCCAUUUACGCCUUUGACUCAUGGCUCAGUCUGCUGUUCUUCACCAAUGACCAGUACUAUGUUUACUUUGGCACAGUGCGGGACUGCUAUGAAGCCUUUGUAAUAUACAACUUUCUCAGCCUCUGCUAUGAGUACUUGGGAGGGGAGAGCUCCAUCAUGUCUGAGAUCAGAGGGAAACCAAUUGAGUCCAGCUGUGUAUACGGGACUUGCUGCCUGUGGGGAAAGACCUAUUCGAUUGGAUUCCUGAGGUUCUGCAAACAGGCUACCCUGCAGUUCUGUGUGGUGAAGCCCCUCAUGGCGAUCAGCACAGUCAUCCUUCAGGCCUUCGGCAAGUACCAGGAUGGUGACUUUGAUGUAACCAGUGGCUACCUCUACGUGACGAUCAUCUACAACAUCUCUGUCAGCCUGGCACUGUAUGCCCUCUUCCUUUUCUACUUCGCCACACGUGAACUGCUCAGUCCCUAUAGUCCAGUCCUUAAGUUCUUCAUGGUGAAGUCUGUCAUUUUCCUGUCCUUCUGGCAAGGGAUGCUGUUGGCCAUCUUGGAAAAGUGUGGUGCCAUCCCCAAAAUCCACUCUGCCAGCGUGUCUGUGGGUGAAGGCACAGUAGCUGCUGGGUAUCAGGACUUCAUCAUUUGCGUGGAGAUGUUCUUUGCAGCCAUCGCCCUACGCCAUGCCUUCACGUACAAGGUGUAUGUGGACAAGAGACUUGACGCCCAAGCUGUUCCAUCAUAUGGACCAUACGGUCGCUGUGCUCCCAUGAAGAGCAUCUCCAGCAGCCUCAAGGAGACCAUGAACCCCCACGACAUUGUCCAAGAUGCGAUCCACAAUUUCUCCCCAGCCUACCAGCAGUACACCCAGCAGUCAACACUGGAGCAUGGUCCACCCUGGCGCAACGGCAGUCAUGUUAUCUCGCGCUCCCACAGCUGCUCGGGUGCCCGUGACAACGAGAAGACACUCUUGCUGAGCUCUGACGAUGAAUUCUAGGAGGGGAAACUGCCAGCACAGGCU